Aspergillus steynii IBT 23096 is the source of this 905-nucleotide messenger RNA. RefSeq names its product protein tyrosine phosphatase-like domain-containing protein. Gene Ontology annotation, molecular function: 3-hydroxyacyl-CoA dehydratase activity. NCBI's taxonomy places the organism in Eukaryota, Fungi, Ascomycota, Eurotiomycetes, Eurotiales, Aspergillaceae. The coding region runs from base 1 to 747 and encodes 248 amino acids. Gene Ontology annotation, biological process: very long-chain fatty acid biosynthetic process; fatty acid elongation; sphingolipid biosynthetic process. Gene Ontology annotation, cellular component: endoplasmic reticulum membrane. The record is from RefSeq and is a predicted model, not a curated record. The transcript is spliced from 3 exons.
AUGCCUCCCAAACAACAAACCCCCAAACGCUCCGGCCCCAAAGGCCUCACCCGCCUAUACCUCAUCCUCUACAAUGCGCUCAGCUUCACCCUUUGGGCCAGCUGCACCCUGCGCGGCAUCUACCUGCUCGCCACAAGCGUGAUCCUGCCCCUCGCGCGCCACGAACCCAGCGCCAUCAGCAUCGACACGGUCACGAGCAUCGCCAACACCGCCCUCCCCCCCAUCUUCACCGACAUCUUCCCCGCGCUCCUCAUCACGCAGAGCCUCGCCACGCUCGAGAUCCUGCACAGCCUACUGGGCCUGGUGCGUGCGCCCAUCUUCACCACCGCCAUGCAGGUCGCCAGCCGCCUGCUAGUCGUCUGGGGCGUGCUGUACCUGUUUGGCGGCGACAUUGUGGGCAAUGCGCAGCAGGGCGCGCAGACCGGCGAUGCGGCGUUCUUGGGCUGCCUCACGGCCUGGGGCGUGACCGAGUGUAUCCGGUACGGGUUCUUUGCGUUGCAGGUCCUGGGGACGGGGGUCCCCGGGUGGUGGACUUGGUUGAGAUAUAACACUUUCUACGUCCUCUAUCCCCUGGGUAUCACGAGCGAGUGUGUGCUUGUCGUCAAGGCGCUCGCGCCGGCGGGUGAAUUCGAGCCGCUGUAUCGGUGGUUUUUGAUCGCCGUGUUGGGCAUCUAUGUUCCUGGCUCGUAUAUUCUGUACACGCAUAUGAUUGCGCAGCGCAAGAAGGUGCUGAAGAAGGCUGAGUAGAGCUUUCGGUCGAUAUGGGGUAGAAAUGGAAUGGGAUGUCUGUCUGAUGUCUGAACUCUGAUGUCUGGCUAGGGGAAAGUGACUGUUGACUGUGGAAUGUGUAUAGAUCAUACUAAUGAUAAUCGUAGUUAGUAGUACAGUUAAUCAUAAUAGCUAUC